Molecule: messenger RNA, 507 nt
Organism: Camellia sinensis
Lineage: Eukaryota; Viridiplantae; Streptophyta; Magnoliopsida; Ericales; Theaceae
Source: RefSeq, a predicted model, not a curated record
UGCAGGCGCUCCCUUGACAUUGAGCGUCCCACCUACACCAAUCUCAACAGGCUCGUCUCUCAGGUGAUUUCAUCGCUGACUGCUUCUCUUCGUUUCGAUGGAGCUCUGAAUGUGGAUGUGAACGAGUUCCAGACCAAUUUGGUCCCAUACCCAAGAAUUCAUUUCAUGCUUUCUUCAUAUGCCCCUGUUAUCUCUGCAGAAAAGGCCUACCACGAGCAACUCUCGGUUGCAGAGAUCACCAACAGUGCAUUCGAACCGUCUUCUAUGAUGGUGAAAUGCGAUCCUCGCCAUGGGAAGUACAUGGCUUGCUGUUUGAUGUACAGAGGUGAUGUGGUGCCCAAGGAUGUCAACGCUGCUGUGGCCACAAUCAAGACCAAGAGGACCAUCCAGUUUGUGGACUGGUGCCCAACCGGGUUCAAAUGUGGUAUCAACUACCAGCCACCCACUGUGGUUCCUGGUGGUGAUCUUGCUAAGGUUCAGAGAGCAGUUUCGAUCCAACCGGGAUGA